AUGGUGGCCAACGACUCGAGCGCCUCGGGCCACGACGCGGCCGCGUCGCCUGCCGCUGCCUGGCGCCCGCCCACGGACGAGGAGUCCACCACGUACCGCCACCAGGCGUCGCUGCCCAAGCUUCCGAUCCCGUCGCUGGAGGAGACGUGCCGCCGCUUCCUGGCGUUCGUCAAGGCGCUACAGACGCCCGAGGAGCAGCAGCUCACGGAGCAGCACGUGAAGGAGUUCCUGGCCAGCGACGGCCCGCGGCUGCACGCGCAGCUGCUGGAGUACGAGAAGGACAAGGUGUCCUUCAUCGAGGACUUCUGGUACGAGGCCUACCUCAACCACCGCAGCUCCGUCGUGCUCAAUGUCAACCCCUUUUUCGUGCUGGAGGACGACCCCACGCCGUCGCGCAACAACCAGCUCUCGAGGGCCGCGUCGCUCGUGCUGGGCGCACUCAAGUUCGUCAACGCGCUGCGGAGAGGCACGCUCGAGCCCGACAUGUGGAGGGGCAACAUGGCGCUGUGCAUGCACCAGUACAAGCGGCUCUUCGGCUGCGCGCGCGUGCCCUCGGCGGGCGCCGACGACGUCAUGGUGGACGAGCUAUCCAAGCACAUCGUAGUGGUCUGCCGCAACCAGUUCUACUGGUUCGACGUCAUCUGGGAGGACGGCGUCACGGCCAUCACGGAGCGAGAGCUGCUGGCCAACCUCAAGGCCAUCCACGAGGACGCACUCAAGGCCGACGACGUCGAGGCCGCGUCCAACGCCGUCGGCGUGCUCACCACCGAGCGACGCGCCAAGUGGGCCAGCCUGCGCACCAAGCUGCAGUCGGCCAACAAGGACACACUGGCCGUCAUCGACCGCGCGCUGUUCCUUGUGUGUCUGGACACUACGUCUCCUCCGGACGCAGCGGCCUUUGCGGCUACGGCGCUACACGGCACUUACAGCAUCACCAAGGACGGCGUGCAGACGGGCACGUGCAUGAACCGUUGGUACGACAAGCUCCAGCUCAUCGUGUGCGAGAACGGCGUGGCCGGAUGCAACUUUGAGCACGCCUUCGUGGACGGCCACACGGUUCUGCGCUUCGUCUCGGACGUGUUCACGGACACCAUCAUCCGCUUCGCGCAGACAAUCCGCGCCGGCAACUACGCGUUCUUGGAGGCCUCUUACCGCGCGCCGCAGCUAAGUCCGGCCGACUCGCCCGAUCGUCCCCGCGUGCAGCCGCACAAGCUCGAGUGGACGCUGGACCGCGAGCUUCAAGAGGGCAUCAAGUUCGCUGAGGCGCAGCUCACGGACCUGAUGCUGCAGAAUGAGGUCAAGGUGCUGGAGUUCACGGCGUUCGGCAAGCUGUUCAUCACCCAGCACAACAUGAGCCCGGACGCCUUCGUGCAGAUGGCCUUCGUGGCCGCCUACUACUUCCAGUACGGCAGCGCGCCGUGCAUCUACGAGCCUGUGCUCACCAAGCGCUUCCAGCAUGGCCGCACCGAGGCAGCACGCGCGAUGACGUCGGACGCGCUGGAGUUCGUGGAGACGUUCUUCUCGGAGAAGACGCCGCUGGAGAAGAUCACGUCGCUGCGCAAGGCCAUCGCCACUCACGUGAGCAACGUACGCGACUGCGCUGCCGGCAAGGGCCCCGAGCGCCACUUGUACGCGCUCGAGUGCCUCUGGCAGCACGAGAAGGCGGCCGACAGCAGCAAGCCCACGCCCGCGCUGUUCGCGGAUGACGCCUGGCGCAAACUCAACCACUCGGUGCUGUCGACAAGUAACUGCGGCAACCCGAGUCUGCGGCUGUUCGGCUUCGGCCCCGUGGUGCCGGACGGAUUCGGUAUCGGCUACAUCAUCAAGGACGAGGGCAUCCAGUUCUGCGCGUCGUCGCGGCACCGCCAAACCGAGCGGUAUCUCAAGAACCUUGAGUCAUACUUGCUGCGCGUGCAGGACCUGCUCAUGCACGAGGAGGAGAUCCGCUUCCCGCACUCCACCGCGGCCAAGAAGAAGGCCGUGCAGGCUUCGUUCAAGGGCUACGGAUUCUUCGACGACGGGGGGCAGCCCACUGAAGUCAAGGCGCUGGCAUCGAUCGGAGCCGUCGGCAAGCCGCUCAUGUAA
Phytophthora sojae is the source of this 2085-nucleotide messenger RNA. RefSeq lists its product as hypothetical. Gene Ontology annotation, molecular function: carnitine O-acetyltransferase activity. Lineage: Eukaryota; Oomycota; Peronosporomycetes; Peronosporales; Peronosporaceae. The transcript has a single exon. Gene Ontology annotation, biological process: carnitine metabolic process. Gene Ontology annotation, cellular component: mitochondrion. The record is from RefSeq and is a predicted model, not a curated record. Bases 1 to 2085 code for a protein of 694 amino acids.